Messenger RNA from Salarias fasciatus (jewelled blenny), 4104 nucleotides. Its product is annotated as calcium/calmodulin-dependent protein kinase type II subunit gamma-like. The transcript is spliced from 23 exons. The record is from RefSeq and is a predicted model, not a curated record. Gene Ontology annotation, biological process: protein phosphorylation. Lineage: Eukaryota; Metazoa; Chordata; Actinopteri; Blenniiformes; Blenniidae. Gene Ontology annotation, molecular function: calcium/calmodulin-dependent protein kinase activity; calmodulin binding; ATP binding. Bases 172 to 2022 code for a protein of 616 amino acids.
CCCUUUCCGUCGCUGCUCGCCUCUCUCCUCUUCAGUCUUGCCUGCCUGUCAGAAAGGUACUCCAGUGUCGGAGGCUAGGCUACCCUCCUCCUCUCGGACCCCCCGUACGAGAGCCAGCCGCCGUCGUACCCCAAGGCUCGGGCUCCCCUCCUCUCUCACACGGCUCCGACCAUGGCAACCACCGCUACUUCCACCCGGUUCACCGACGAGUACCAGCUGUACGAGGAGCUCGGGAAGGGAGCUUUUUCCGUGGUGCGUAGGUGUGUAAAGAAGUCAUCAGGACAGGAAUAUGCUGCAAAAAUCAUCAACACUAAGAAGCUGUCUGCAAGAGACCAUCAGAAACUUGAGAGAGAGGCUCGUAUCUGCCGCCUCCUGAAGCAUCCCAACAUUGUGAGACUCCAUGACAGCAUUUCAGAGGAAGGCUUUCAUUACCUAGUCUUUGACCUGGUAACAGGAGGAGAGCUUUUUGAAGACAUUGUAGCCAGGGAGUACUACAGUGAAGCCGACGCCAGUCAUUGCAUUAGUCAGAUCUUGGAGAGUGUCAAUCAUAUCCACCAGCAUGAUAUUGUGCACAGAGACCUCAAGCCCGAAAACCUGUUGUUGGCCAGCAAGAUGAAGGGAGCUGCAGUGAAGCUGGCAGACUUUGGCCUUGCUAUUGAAGUACAGGGAGACCAGCAGGCUUGGUUUGGGUUUGCAGGAACUCCUGGUUACCUCUCCCCGGAGGUCCUGAGGAAGGACCCCUACGGCAAGCCUGUGGACAUAUGGGCUUGUGGUGUUAUUCUCUAUAUAUUGUUAGUGGGAUAUCCUCCUUUCUGGGAUGAAGAUCAACACAAACUCUAUCAGCAGAUCAAAGCCGGGGCGUACGAUUUCCCCUCCCCGGAGUGGGACACAGUGACUCCAGAGGCGAAGAACCUGAUCAACCAGAUGUUGACCAUUAACCCAGCCAAGAGAAUCACUGCCGAACAGGCCCUUAAACACCCAUGGGUCUGCCACCGCUCCACAGUGGCGUCCAUGAUGCACAGACAGGAAACUGUCGAAUGUCUCCGCAAGUUCAACGCUCGCCGAAAACUCAAGGGAGCCAUUCUCACCACCAUGCUGGUGUCCAGAAACUUCUCAGUGGGCCGGCAGCAUACCAACUCUGCUGCUGCCGCCUCCUCCACGGCCUCACUGGCUCAGGAAGCAUGCAAAAGUUUACUCAACAAGAAGUCAGAUUCUGCUAAGCCUUCUACCAACAACAGUAAGAACAGUAUAGUGAGUGCCAUCAAUGCCCUGAAAGACACCAACAUGGCGACCAACGCCCAGAUGGAAUCUCAGAGCACGGUGGUGCACAACCCCCCCGACGGAGUCAAGGGAUCAAUAGAGAGCAACGCCACCAACGACGAGGAGGAAAUGAAAGCGGACAGCACGGCGCUGAGUCAGAGCAGCGCCACAGAGGAGAUGCCCCCACUUCUGCCCUCACCUCAAAGCUCACCUGCCAUUCCACCGCAUGACGUAAAGCGCAUGGCAUGGAACAGCACGGGCAACAGCUCCUGCCCCGACUCCGAGCUCUCGCAGUCCUCCAUGCCCGCCGCUCCUCUAGGGAGCAACUCUGUCGCUGCUAAAAGCAACACUAAGCAGAGCCGCAAGCAGGAGAUCAUCAAAAUAACCGAGCAGCUGAUCGAGGCCAUCAACAACGGGGACUUCGACGCCUACACGAGGAUUUGCGACCCCGGGCUGACCUCUUUCGAACCCGAGGCCUUGGGGAACCUGGUGGAGGGAAUGGACUUCCACAAGUUCUACUUUGACAACUUGCUGAGCAAGAACAGCAAGCCCGUGCACACCACCCUGCUCAACCCCCACGUGCACCUGAUCGGCGAGGACGCCGCCUGCAUCGCCUACAUCCGCCUCACGCAGUUCGUGGACUCCACGGGCCGCCCGCGCUCCAGCCAGUCGGAGGAGACCCGGGUGUGGCACCGCCGCGACGGCAAGUGGCUCAACGUCCACUUCCACUGCUCCGGAGCGCCCGCUGCGCCACUGCAGUGAUCAGUGGUCCUGAGCCUCCAGUCUACUGGAGUGUGUGUUUUGGGGGGCAGUGUUUUUUCAGCGAGCGUGUUUUCAGAGGCCCCGCCCUCUGCGUGGAUUGGCUCAGUGCCAGGAGCCCGGCCGGGCGCGACCGCAUCCCUCUCCACGAUACCAACCAAUCCCGUACCCUCCUUUGACCUGCUGGGGGCCGGCUGAACACAAGACUCCGCCCCCAUGGGAUGAUGCAUGCAUCUGGCGCCUGACCGGAGGGCGCGCCUUUGCCCUCUAUCCCUCCCCUGGCAGCCAUCUUUUUUCUGCCCGCGCGAGAUGAGACGUCCCGGGGGAGAGGAGAGGAUUUACAGUUGAACUUGUGACAGUUUAUGAGUAUGAGUUAUGAAUAUACUGUGUAAAUUAUGACUAGAUGUACCAGAAACCACCAAAACCCAAACCAAGCAUUUAUAUUCACUAUCUAAAACAAAAAGGGAGGAACACAGAGGAGUGUGCGGCGUAAGCGGCUGAGACCUUUCGGACGCGUUUUUUUUUUUUUUUUUUUUAGGGAUUACCGGGUAGGAAGUGUGUUGUUCUCGCUACCUGGGCGUCGGCGUUCGAGAUGUAGGGAGGCUUUUCUUUCUCCCACCGCAAACUGAAUUGAAGAGGGAAAAACCAAUCAAGUGGGCUCGGUCAGAGAACGUGACGACGAGAGAAACUUGAUAUCAAAAACAUGAAGCACCAAAGUGUAGAACUUUAGGCUUUUUACGUGUUUGUGUUUUUGUUUGUGUGCUUGGUUUUUGUUUUUGUUUUUUUUUUUGUUUUUUUUGUUUGUUUUUUUUCCGACUGAACGGAAACGUGUUGUUGUGGCGGGCGGGGCGGGGGCAGGGCGGGGUCUGACCUGAGCUUACAUGUCUCUGUUGUGUUUUUAGUGUCCUGAUCCCGACGCGUUCCUGUGAAUACCCGGAGCCUUUAUUGUUUUUUGUUGUUUUUUGUUGUUGGUUUUUUUUUGUCUGACUGAUUCGUUAUUUGAGGCUCCUUUUGUUUUUAAUUUUCUUUUUCUUUUUCUUUUUUUUAAGCAACCGAGUUUUUAAUAAGAGGGAUUUUACUGUGCGACUCUGAAGCUAACCUGUGCGUGCUGUCACAUGGCGUUGCGUCUGUAUGCAGUGGGGGGGAGAGCGUGGGCCGGGUUCGGCGUCUGCGUUUUGCAUGAUUGCCCGCCGCCUCUCCCUCGUCAACACCACCACCACCCCCCGCAUCUUCUCUCCUCCCUUCUUCCCCUCUUAAAGCAUUUCCUCCUUCCCGCUCCGUUUCUCUGCUUCCUGCAAGGGCCUGGUUUGUUUAUAAUCACUGUGUAAAUACAGUGUAUGUAUAGAUAUAUGUAGAAAAGUGUAAUAUAUGUACAUGUAUCUAAAGAGACACUCAUCCUGUGCAUCUGGGAGUGGGGACGACCCCCACGACCUCUGUGACCCCCCCCCCCCCCCCCCCCCCCCCCCUCAUCUCCCACUCUCUAGUUCAGGAGCAACACGUCCCUCGGUGGUCCACCUCUUAGAAUAUUCUUCCUCACCGCACCCGUAGCUCCUCAUCGCUCCUCACGUGGGCGACCGGCUCGAGUCCCAUGGCCGCACGACUGUUUGUGAAGACGGGGAAUAACGAGAAAAUUCAUUUAAAAAAAAAAAAAAAAGCUUAAGAGUAGUUUGACCCCCACAGAACCUCCGAAGACCUCCAUGAUAGUGUCCUUAACUCCCGAUCCCACAAUGCUGUGAGCCGUCGUUUCAUAUCGCCCAUCUGUAACAUAUCUGCCGCCCGGUCGUCUCCAUCCAUCCCCAGCGGUCGUGUCGUGAAGCCUCCUCUUCCUCCCGCCCCCGUCCGUCCCCACGUUUGAACAAGUCCCUGCUCGAGAUGUUUAUUUGUAUCUCUCUCUCUCUCUCUCUCUUUCCGUCUCCGUCGUCUCUCCGUUCCCGUGUUACUGGUUUGAGUUUUUUCUGUCGUCGUCGCUGUUGCUUGUUAACUUUGUCGUUUUGGUAAAAAAAAAAAAAUUUUUGCCGAUCUGCCAAGCUGGAGUUCUGCACUCUCCCUCGCAACAAAAAAAAAAAAAAAAUUAAUUAAAAAAAA